CAACAAUUACCACAUUACUCGGUAUUGUUCUAUUAAAUAACAAACCAUUGUCAUCAUCUCAUGAUGACAGUGAGAAUGUUGCAUCUCCAAAUGCAUCGACACCAUGCUCAGAUCACUCGUAGCUAGUACCCUCGCGAAACAGCCGCGGACAUUCAGUCGUGGCUCGGCCGCUCAUCUAGGCAGAUCCGCCCGACGUGGGCUUCAUCUGGCUCCUCCGUUCUUACUCGACGAUUACAUCCCUAGGUACCAUCUUAUCACCUCGACCGAAGCCGCGAAGAAGCGCUCCGCGGCCUACGCCCACCUUCGACAAUGUAACCUCUGUCCUCGACUCUGCAACGUGAACCGCUACGAGACCACCGGACAAUGCCUGAUUGGAGCGGAGACUGUCAAAGUGUCAACGAUUGCGCCCCAUUUCGGCGAGGAGCCUUGUCUUCAGGGCCACAAUGGAUCGGGCUCUGUCUUCUUCAGCGGAUGCAAUAUGCGCUGCGUCUUUUGUCAGAACUACGACAUUUCGCACCAAAAGGUCGGAUUCGACCUGACGCCCGAGGAACUCGCCGAGUGGAUGUUGAAGUUACAAGAGGUGGGCAAGGUACACAAUAUCAACUUUGUCACACCCGAGCAUGUGGUUCCACAAGUGGCUCUGGCGAUCUUGACGGCUCGGGAAAUGGGGCUCAACAUCCCUAUCGUGUACAACACGAGUUCUUUUGAUAGCUUAGAAAGCCUCAAGCUUAUGGAUGGCUUGGUCGACAUAUACCUGCCGGACUUUAAGGUCUGGAACAAUGAGACAAGCAAACGGUUGCUCAAGGCCGAUAAUUAUGCCGAUGUCGCCAAGGAAAGUAUCCAGGAAAUGCAUCGGCAGGUUGGUGAUCUAUGCUUUACUCCGGAUGGAAUCGCCAAGAAGGGUGUCCUGGUGCGCCACCUGGUCAUGCCGGGUAAAGAGGAAGAAGGCGUACAGAUCAUGAAAUGGCUGGCUCAGACACUUGGGAAGGACGUUUUUGUCAACAUCAUGGAACAAUACCAUCCGGAUGCACACGUUGGAAAGCCCAAAAGAGGAUCCAAAGAUUCCGAAAAACGAUAUGCAGAGAUCAACCGAGCUGUAACGCACGAUGAGGUUAGUGUCGUUGAGAAAGCGGCUCGUGAGGCCGGUCUUUGGAGGUUUGUGGAACCUGCUCGUCACGGUGGAUGGAAUAUAUGAAUUCAAAACAACCUCACGCAGGUGAGAACAAAGAACUACAUACGGCUUGUUUGGCGGCGACGGCCCAAGUUCUUUGUUGAACUCAUGCAUCAUCUUCAUGUCGUCGUCUUUGUUGGCGUCUGGUACAAUUGGCUUGCCCUGUUUCUUUGUUGCCGCUGCUGGCCAAACACCAGCCUUCACACAAGGCCACGCCAACUGAUCCCGUAUUUUAUAUGAUGUUCUCGGGUCAGGACUUCUACCGCUCAAUUUAUGCCUGCAGUACCAAAGCAGUCCACACGCAGAAUGAUGGGGUUACCAUUGAAUGGCGGUGGUCCAUUCACCACGGCACAACCUGUACUUUGCACAGAACAACACUCAGUGCUGCAGCAAGAGCGAUUGUAUCUGAUCCAAACAUUAGAAAAAGAGGAACGACGAAAAACGACUCUAGCAGCAAAAUUGAGCAAGGCCGAGGCAGAGUUCGAGACAUCCAUGGUCCAUGAUUCCCCGGAUUUUGUCAAGCGCACUCAGAAGAGCAUCAAAAAGCUUCGUUCCAAGUUGAACAGAUGUGAGAGAAAUGAGCAAACAUUGUCCAUGAGCCUGGCCAACGUUGUCGAGAAAAUGCGAAAUUUGGAGCAAUGUCAAUGGAGCAAAUCUCAUCCAAAUCACGUUCCUCGCAACCAGUGUCAAGCUACAACUCUGCCAACUUUUGCCUCCAGCAUUCCAAUUGUGGCUUCGCAGUGGCCUCUUAAAUUUGACGCAGACCCAGCUCAGGUUGACGCGAUUCCGGCCAUGGCUGGCAGAUCUCUCCGUUUCUGCCCGCCUCCCUUUCGUCCACUCGAGACGGUGAUGUUCAAUAAUGUUCCUCAGGGGCCGAUGCUGCGACCAAUGCAACUUUCUUCUUGGAAAGAUUGUGCCAAUGAUGGGCAUAUUCAUCUACCUCGUUGCGAAUAUAACAAAUCAAGAUGGGCUGGUCUCGACUGUACGAUUACUAGCCCCACCGACACCGUGUCUACAUACGAUCUCAGUCCAUCGGCCACGAUGGCUCAGCACUCAGGUUUUCAACUUCCUUCAGACUGUACCAUGCUGGUAACAUACAUUUGAGCGAAUGCCCCGGGCUAGUGCUCCAGCCAGCUUUUGGUGGGUUUCUCAGCGGGAAGCGCCACCACUGAAUCUAUUGGGAGUGUCCGAUCUGUUCGAGCAAAGUCUAUCUUGAAUGGAUACAGGUAGCCACGCUCCGGCUGGCUUUUGGCCUUACGAGAGAAGCAUAACAACAGAGAAGCCAUCCUAAUAGAUACAAUAUACCAGGCAAGGGAAAGGAAAUGAAUCUGUCCAUAGUCUUCUUAUUAUGCACCUUAGCCACGAUGAAAAGAAAGUGAACUGAAGUGAAUUUCCAAUGAUUCGAGUCACGGUCGUGGACUAUGGCAAGUGAUCUGACCUGGAGUUGGGAAGUUAAACAUAUGUGCUACGAGAGAUCUUUUUGAUACAAUCAAUAGUACUAAGAGCGCCAGCUUCUUCCCAUACUGUACUACUGUAGGAACUCGCGAAACACACUCCGCCGGGAUCCGGCUUGACUGCAAUGGAACGACAGAUGCAAAUUUUAGAGUACAUCUACGUCCUGGAUGAGCAUUCGCAUCCGCAUCGG
Molecule: messenger RNA, 2816 nt
Organism: Exophiala dermatitidis NIH/UT8656
Lineage: Eukaryota; Fungi; Ascomycota; Eurotiomycetes; Chaetothyriales; Herpotrichiellaceae
Product: pyruvate formate lyase activating enzyme
Exons: 1
Coding region: 104-1195 (363 amino acids)
Molecular function (GO): iron-sulfur cluster binding; catalytic activity
Source: RefSeq, a predicted model, not a curated record